Messenger RNA from Lecanosticta acicola, 2970 nucleotides. The record is from the annotation of a GenBank genome assembly. Lineage: Eukaryota; Fungi; Ascomycota; Dothideomycetes; Mycosphaerellales; Mycosphaerellaceae.
AUGUCGGAAGCCGACGUCAGACCUGUGCCCGCGAGGGGCAGGAGCACCACCCGAGGAGGCAGAGGAGGUUUCGGUCGCGGCGGUCCUCGCGGCGGCAGAAAGGUGAAUGGCACAUCAACCGACCCUGCCUCAGUCGAAGAGUCGCUCGAAGAGCAAGGCGAGCUCGGCGAGAUGAAGAAGAAGUACGCAAACGAGCUCGAUAUGCUGAGAGACAUGUUUCCCGACUGGACCGACACCGACCUGGUCUUCGCCCUACAAGAGGCCGAUGGCGAUGUGGCUGCGACCGUCGACAAGAUCACUCAAGGUGCCGUCUCGCAGUUCGCCGAAGUGAAGAAACCCAAGGACCGCGCCCGCUCCAAGGCCAAGGAGGAGCCAGCUGCGGCAGGUGCUGCCGACAAGCCAGCGUUUGCUGCCCGCGGUGGACGUGGACGAGGCGGUUUCGAAGGCCUUCGCGGUGGCCGUGGCAGAGGCUCAGACCGUGGCAGAGGUGGUCAUCGCGGCGGCAGAGGUGGUCACGCGACCGCCAACGGCACCAUUAAAGAGGGCCACACGGAUUCUGUACCCACCACCGAAUCGACCGCCUGGGACACUUCGGCAAACAACACUGCAGGAGAUGGCGCUUGGGGUACUGCUACGACUGCCGCUGAAGGUGGUUGGGACAACUCUGCAGAUGCCACCAAGGACGCCGCAGACGCGGGACAGAGUGCCUGGGGCAACGUGAUCGCCGCUGAAUCGACUCCGGCCGCCGCAUCGGAGGGCGCCAAGAGCAGUCUGAUACCUGAAGGCGGUCCCAAGAAGAGCUGGGCCAGCAUGUUUGCGAAGCCUAAGCCUGCUCCUGCGCCUGUCCCACAGAAGCAGAUACUCACUAAGCAGCAGCCUCCACCAGCCGAACUUGUCGCUUCUGGUCACCUCCCCCCUGCAGCAGAACCUACACCGUCAGCAGUGGAGGAGACGAAGGAAGCAGAAACGUUGCCGCCCGCUCCCCCCAUCCCAGAGCCAGAACAGCCCAUCGCUACCCCUGCAGAUGCACCUGUAGAGCGACCCUUAACAUCAGAAGGCGAAGAACUCACGCUAACGCCAUCGAAGGAUCCAUUGACCGAAGAGAACGUCGAACAUCUUCCUGACGAAUCGCACCCUCCAGCUACGCAUACGGUUGCUAGCACCACGGGUUCCAUCGACCCUCGCAACCUGACUCCUCUGCCCUCGCAACCAGCGCCCAUCGGCCGGCCUCCUAUGGGUGGCUUUGCGACGAGCGCGAACCGUCUGGCUGGCACCGGCGGCAGAAGCGCCAGCUUUCAGCGUAGAGUAUUGGAGCAGCAAGAGGCGGUCGUCAUGCCAGGUCACAAUGCACUGGAUCGUGCAGCAGUCCAGUUUGGCAGUAUGGGCCUGAACGGCGAACCAGGACCAGACGUUGAUGAAGAGCGGGAAGAGCCGGAGACUCGACUGCCACCGCAGCACUCUCCACCAUCGCAACCACGCACCUCUCUGCCUCCUGCGCCGCGCCAGACGGUCGCACCACAGGAGCUGAGUGGUGAGGCGGCUGUUCCUACGCCAAAGCAGGCACCUGGUCUACCGCCAGCGUCCGCCCAGAACCAGCAGCAAAUGCUGCAAGAAGCGAGCUUAGGACAGAACCUGGCCCAGGAGCAACAGGUGAGCCAGCCUUACAGCCAGUAUGGACGUUACGGACAACAGGAUUCUGGAGCGCAACAGAAGCCAUACGAUCACUUCGGCCACCAAGCCCAGCAUAGUCAGUACGACCAAUUUGGCGGACAUGCUCCACAGCAGCCCCAACAGCAAGCUCCGGCCGGCUUUGGAGGCCUCUCGUCUGCGCCAAGCGACUAUUCCUCCUACUACACCAGCGAUCAAUCUCGUGCGUACAACCAAUAUUAUGGCAGCUCAUUCGGUCUUCAUGACGGCCGUGGCCAACUCGGCCAAUCGCAGGCGCAGCAGGACAACAGCGCGGGCCCUCAGCGUUCUGCAAGUGGAUUCGGACCGAUGCCCCACGAUGCAUCCUCUGCGUUCGCGUCGCAGGCACCGCAGCCUGCCCAGUCUCGUUUCGCAGAGGCUCCCGGCUCUGGCCAGAACACGCCGAACCCUCCAAUCGGCGGACAGCAGCAAUCUGCUCAGCAAGUCAACGCUCAGCACUCGCAGCACUCGAUGCACCAGCCCCAAGGUCACCAGCAGGGUGGAUACAGUGCCGCAGCAGCAGCGGCAGCGGCCGCGGCUGGCUUCCCAUACGGCCAUCCCUACUACAACAGCCCAUACCAGCAGGCGUAUCAAAACCAAUUCGGCUACACUCCUCAGGCCGGUGGCUAUGGUGGCGCGGGUUACCCGGGGAAGCAAGGAAGCAUGUAUGGAGGACCUCACGGCUACGGACUGGGAUCGCAGUCUUCUUAUGACCAACACUCUUCCUCCCCGUCCAACGCUGGGGCGUUUGGACAGAACCAGCAGUCCUCGAUGCGCAGCACCAGCGGCAUGGGCUCUGGACUUGGAGGACUUGACGACUACAAUCGCGGAUCUCAGGCCGGCUCCCAUCAGCAGAGCGGCGGUUUUGGCGCCAUGAACGAUCCCUUUGCACGCUCCACCUCAGGUCUAGGCUCGCAAGGCUACGGUCAGCAGAGCAUGACUACGGGCCCCGACGACGCCCUGAAGCCAUUCAACGACUCGAAGAGUGGUCCAUCGCCAGCGCUCGGACAGCCUGGCCGCCCGGGGUCUGAGGCGAACAACGCAGCUGGCAAUACGCAAACCGGACUGCCACCGCCACAGAACCAGAACUCUGCAUUUGGCGGAUACCCGGGAUUCCCAGGCCAAGGCAGUCAGUAUGGUGGCCUCGGAGGUCUGGGCAGCCAUCAGCAAGGCCACGGAGGCAUGGGCGGACAGAGCGCGUACGGUGGCUACGGCGGCUUCAACCAGACGUACGGCGGCUAUGGGGCGUCGCGUGGGUGGGGCGCAAACUACGGUGGACACUAG